GUGCAGCUGGCGAGGAGGAAGGAGGGAGCCGGAGCGCACGCGUAGGCCAGCCAGAGGCGCAGCCCUGUCGGUCGGGGCGCGGGCCCCCCGGGAGCCGCAUCGGGACUCGGCACCGGCGGGGCAGGCGGUGGCGGUUUUAUAACCGGAUUCUCCGUGACGUACGGCUGCCUGGCAGUUAUCUUUCUGGACCAGUAGGCAGAGAGGGGGAUUGACGCCGACGAGACUUCUGCAUCUUGGAAGGGACUGUAAUCUUCUGUAGUGAAGAACAGAAGCUCUCAAUCACGCGGGUGUAAAUAAGAGCCGGAGGGGGGCCCAAAAGAAAAGGAAGAGGAGGGGAGAAGUGUGUAUUGGGGGGAGCGGGCAAAGCAUUUUUGGUGGAUGGUACGAAGCCAGCCAUGGAAACUGCAGCCGAGGAAAAUACUGAACAAAGCCAAGAGAGAAAAGUGAACAGCAGAGCUGAAAUGGAAAUUGGCAGGUACCACUGGAUGUACCCAGGCUCAAAGAACCACCAGUACCGUCCCGUGCCAACCCUGGGGGACAGGGCUAGCCUCUUGAGCAGUCCAGGCUGCUUCGAAUGCUGCAUCAAGUGUCUGGGAGGAGUCCCCUACGCCUCCCUCGUGGCCACCAUCCUCUGCUUCUCCGGGGUCGCCUUGUUCUGCGGCUGUGGGCACGUGGCUCUCGCGGGCACCGUGGCGAUCCUUGAGCAACACUUCUCCACCAACACCAGUGACCAUGCCCUGCUGAGCGAGGUAAUACAACUGAUGCAGUAUGUCAUCUAUGGAAUUGCAUCCUUUUUCUUCUUGUACGGGAUCAUUCUGUUGGCAGAAGGCUUCUACACCACGAGCGCAGUGAAAGAGCUGCACGGGGAGUUUAAAACAACCGCCUGUGGCCGGUGCAUCAGUGGGAUGUUCGUCUUCCUCACCUAUGUGCUGGGAGUGGCCUGGCUGGGUGUGUUUGGCUUCUCUGCAGUGCCCGUGUUUAUGUUCUACAACAUAUGGUCAACCUGUGAAGUCAUCAAGUCCCCCCAGACCAACGGGACAGCCGGGGUGGAGCAGAUCUGUGUGGACAUCCGGCAAUACGGUAUCAUUCCUUGGAAUGCUUUCCCAGGAAGAAUAUGUGGCUCGGCCCUGGAGAACAUCUGCAACACCAAUGAGUUCUACAUGUCCUAUCACCUGUUCAUCGUGGCCUGUGCGGGAGCUGGUGCCACCGUCAUUGCCUUGAUCCACUUCCUCAUGAUACUGUCUUCUAACUGGGCUUACUUAAAGGAUGCAAGCAAAAUGCAGGCUUACCAGGAUAUCAAAGCAAAGGAAGAACAGGAACUGCAAGAUAUCCAGUCUCGGUCAAAAGAACAACUCAAUUCUUACACAUAAAUGUUUGCCAGAGGGUCUCAGCCGACGAAUUUACAGCUGACAAAUCAUCAGACAGACAGCUGCUCUGCAGUACAGAUGUGUACCCCACCAAACAAACUCACGUAGAAGUCCAAACAAACACUUCACUGUCUGUCUCAAGCUGCUGGGAUGUAUUUCUAGGAAAACCUUCCAGUAGGUAAAUCUUUUUCUUUAGAACAGAUAUUGGAGGUUUCAUGGGAGCCAUUUUAAAAGGCAACACUUUGACAAAAUGAGCGUUCAUCAUCCGUUUGAAAAUCUGUGGCCUGUUCACGAUCCUACCAAGACAGGCUGUGAGAAUACAUCAUACCCCUAUCUAUCUUGAUAGGGACCAUGCCAUACCAGCGUCAGGGGGUGUGACCAUCCGUUCUCAAAUAGAUAAAUGUAUCUAAAAUAGGAGAUAAAGUGGAAUUGAUGUGAAGUUCCAUUUCUGACAGACAGCUGACAUUUAUGAAGCUGGGGCUCAAAGAUAAAGUGAUCCUUACAAUUGACCUUUUUUAAAAAAAGAGCUGACCUCCGCACCCGCAGGACGUAUUAAUUUCCUGAUCCAAUCAGAAAUCCUUUUUUCCCCAAGAAUGUUAAGAUGAGCCCACUAUAAUAAUUCUGCUACACCGAGCGUGGAGGAAGCCGGAUUUCAACUGACAAACUUUCCAGAAUCAACUUCCCAGAAUCAAUUUUAUAAUAGAUUUCAUUUUAAUAAAGUGACCCAGUUGUCAUCAUUCUUGAGAAAUGUCAGCUCUGCCUUAAUGAGUAUUUGCUUUAAAUUUCUAAGAACAACAGGCAACCCCAAAUCCUUCAUAGAAUUUUGUUCCACAAGUGUUUUUCUUCAUGGAGAAGUGUUACCUUAUUAAAAUGACCACCACUCAAAACCGUUUUUACGUGGUCUGAAUAGUGAGUUUACAGUUUCAUACCAACUACAUAGCUAAAACCGAAUGACCAACAGACCGCACACCACCUACUUUUUUUAUACACUUGAAUACUGAAGUAAUUUCAAUUAGGGUUGGUAUUUAUUUCACUUUUUCUUAUCUAAAUCUUAGUUUCCUGGAAUAAUAAAGUUCAGUGUUCAGCAAAAAAAAACCCCCAAAAACCCCCCACAAAAACAACAACAAAAAAACCCAACUGCUUGAGUUUUAAGCCAUCUUCGAAAGAAACUUGCCUUCUAAAUCAUUGUGUUUCAGAACAUUAAGUGACUAUAGGUAUCGAGUAUUAGUGAUGGUAAACUUUGUGUUGUUCUUUAGGAAAUGAUACAUAUAACUGUUGGGUGCAUUAGUGCUUUUCAAAGGGGGCUGCAUAAUAUAGGGUUAACUUUGUAUAUUCAUGUUAAGAAUUAACUUGUGGUUUGGCUGUUUCCUGGAUUUUAAAACGUAUCCAUGUGCAGAAAUGUGUUAAAAUGAGAGGAAGCAUACCUUUAUCAGAUGCUAUUAAAAUUGAACAUCAAGUAUAAUAGUUCAUUUGGAUUCUUUUCGUUGGUGUUGUUAAUGCCUAAAAAAAUGCCUAUUGGGAUCUUGACUUUUUUUUUUUUUUUUUUAAUUGGGAGACAUUCUCUUCUGUGUAGAACAGUUGUUCCAGAAUAGCUUGGUGUUUUGUUUUCCUGUUGCAUGACAGACUUAAAUAUUUUUUCCAGCAGUGGAGGUGCUGUUUUGAGUCCAGUGUUCUAGAAGAGGCAGUGUCUAAAGCCUAAUUUUACUUUUCUAAUUCUGGUAGCCAUUACCAGGAAUUUUUGAAAGUUUUGUUUAAGUAGUCUAAUAUUUUUUAUGUAAAGAGCAUUAAAUUUUGCUAUGUAUAAAUUUUUGUAACCUAACAGUGAAUCAAUAUUUUCUAUCAGUGCCAAGGGCUUCCUGUAGUUCAAGUGUUACAAUAAAUAUUUGUAGAUAAUAGUCAGUACUUGUGUAUGCUUAUUUUAAAGAUCUAUUUAGGUGGCAAUAGCUGUGGAUGUAUUAAGAGAAAUGAAAUAAAAAUUAUAGCUUCA
This is a messenger RNA of Globicephala melas (long-finned pilot whale), 3354 nucleotides long. It is a transcript of the gene GPM6B, whose product is annotated as glycoprotein M6B. The record is from RefSeq and is a predicted model, not a curated record. Gene Ontology annotation, biological process: neuron projection development; negative regulation of serotonin uptake. Lineage: Eukaryota; Metazoa; Chordata; Mammalia; Artiodactyla; Delphinidae. Gene Ontology annotation, cellular component: plasma membrane; membrane raft.